Messenger RNA from Trichobilharzia szidati, 1047 nucleotides. Lineage: Eukaryota; Metazoa; Platyhelminthes; Trematoda; Strigeidida; Schistosomatidae. The record is from the annotation of a GenBank genome assembly.
AUGAAUCAAAUUGUAUUCGGUCUCUUCUCGAGUCGAUUAUUAUCACCUAAACACACUAACAAGUACUUCCUUAAAGCUCCAGUGUAUCUGUUUGGAACUAAGGAUUAUUGUUUAGUAACACAAUUCAAGCGAUUUGCUGGACACUCUCAUUGGCAGAAUGUGAGACAUAUUAAAGAGGCUGGUGACCGCGAAAAAAGCAAAAAUGCAAUAUACUAUAUUAGGGCUGUGCAGACAGCAAUUAGAAGUGGUGGUGGUAUCCGUGAUCCAAAGUUGAAUACAAAAUUAGCAGCAGUUUUGGCUGAAGCCAAAUCAAAGGCUGUCCCCUUUUCUACCCUAGAGAAACAACUGAAUGCAGACAAUGUGACUGAUCCGUAUUUAAUUGAACUAAAGGCUCCGGGUGGUUUGUUCGUGAUUGUGGAAAGUCGGGCCAAACAAGUCCAAAGUGAACGUCAGCGUAUUGCCUCACUCAUUAAAAGAUAUGGUUGUUCUGUUGCACCUUCAGGGGAUAUAGCCAACCAAUUUUUCGAUCAUAUAGGCGUAAUCACCGUUUCUGCUAAGUCAAAUGAACGUUUACCAAAUUUGGAUGCAGCAACCAAUUUGGGCAUUGAAAUAGGAGCCAAUGAAGUAGAACUUCGUUUGGAUGGAGAAGAAACAUAUGAGUUUCUUUGUGAGAUACCUGUAUUGGAUUCACAAGAUAUAUACUCACCUAAAGUUGUUGUUCCUGUUUUACAAGAAGUUCGUGAAACACUAGAGGAAAUACAUAUUGGAUAUGUAAAGCCUAAAAGAGAUUACCUUUUCGAUAAUAUCAAUUUUGAAAUUGUACACUUGCUCUGUUUCAAAAAAUAUAUGCAUACAAGAGAGAAUCAUUUUUGUAUGUACAAUCUUACUAUUCCUACUACUAGUAGAUACGAGAGUGAAGAUUUUGUAAACAGUUUAAUUGUACAUGUAGAUGAAGUGAAUAAAGGUUUGAAAGAUUAUUAUGAUGGAUUGGCAGUAGAAACUGAAGUAGGUAGGCAUAUUUUGAAUGCAAAUGUAAUAUGUGUAUGA